CAUAAGCAUACAAUUGUUUGAUAACUUUCUACUUCAGCAAGAGGGGGCACCCAAAGCCACCCUGUUAUUGCUUAAUCAUAAGCGACCCACAUGUUGGUAAUUUUCCCCAUUAGCCUUGCUUUGUAUCACCUCUGUUAUUAUGAGCACUUAACAUGCAGCAGCAGUCGGCUACACGCCCAUCACGUUUACCUGCCCACAUGCAGGUGGAGCUGUGCACAUAGGACAGGAGCCGGGAGGCAAGCUUGUGAUAACACUUUACAAAACCUGCGCUGCCAGAGAAGAAGGAUUUCAGGGUUUCUUUUUCAGAGCGUGUGUUUAUUCUGUUUUAAUUCAAUAACCGACUGAUGGAAAAGACAUCCUGCUAGGUCACACCUAGCGCCAUGUACUUGCCAACGAUCCUACGAGCUACUGUCAGAUAACGCAUAAUUGGACCUUUACAGAGGACAGACGUAGAAAGGCCGCUCUACUGAUGGCCUUCCUCCACCAGCUGAGACUCCUUCUCUGGAAGAAUGGACUGUCAGUCAUCAGACAACCGCUAUGGUCCCUGACUCUGAUCAUCUGGCCUCUGAUAAUCUUCAUCAUCAUUGCUGUGACCCGACACCAGUUCCCACCGAUAGUAAAGAACACUUGUUAUGUGGGACCCCGAAACCUACCAAGCACAGGCUUCUUCCCUUUCCUGCAGACGCUCAUGUGCAACACAGACAGCCACUGUUACAACCAAUCACGACUUGUGGACCCAAGUGCAUCGAAGUCAGAGCAGGAUUCCUCAACACGUGGAAGCUUCAGGAGUUCCCAAUGGGGAAAUCUGAUGAAUGGGGAUUCAUUCAAAUUUCCUUUGAUGGAAGACCCCCUGAAAGAUCCUGUAACUCUGGUUAAGGCCUUGAUGAACGUUGUGGGUACAUCAAAUGGAGGCACACAGUACAAUGGCUCCUUCAUGAACAUCAAUGCAAGUCUUCUGGGAGAUAAUGAGACCUUCUACAGAAUGCUGGAGUCAGCGAACAUGCUAAAGAAAGCUAUAUGCACUGUGACGCUGCCCAUGAUAAACACAACGUCAUCCAGCCCCGCAUCGUAUGCUGUUGUCACUUUCUGCAAAUCCAACGACACUGUGUUUGAAGUCUCUCUCAACAUGCUCAACCAGAUACUCAUGGAGCUGAUGCUGACUAAACCAGAUGAGAUGGCAACACUUGCUGGGGUGGCUGUGGUUGUGUUCGAUCAGCUGCAGAAUCAGACUUCACUGUGGGAAAGCCUUUUAGCUCUUCCUGAGCUCUUCUCUUCUGGCUCUAUAGACCAAGUACUGGACAGUGCAGAGUCCCUUCUCAGCAACGUACAGGGUGCCAUGCGUACCGUCCAGCAAAAGUUCCCUGAAGCUGGGGUCCCACUUUCUAUGGUUGAUCCAGCAUUUGCACUUGGCCUCAGAGUAAUCCGCCAUGCUAAGAACUGGCCUGGCAAAGAUGUGUCCAUUCCCCUCGGAAACAUACUGAACAAUGACUCACUGAGUGAAAUGAUGACGCCAGUUCUACAGGAGGUCAAGAUACCACUGGACAAGGCCAUCCUCCUGACUUUGGACAAAGACAUGGUGUAUCAGUACUUGUGUAACAACACCAAUAACCCAUUGUGGAUGACAGCAGUGUGCAGCACAGGCACUGUGCACAUGCUGCUUGGCCGGAUCAGUCCUAACAAAGUUGCACAGCAGGCUCUCCUGGCAUGGAGUAAGCAUGUUGCUCAACAAGACGUGGCCUUCGCCAAAGAGCUGCUGCACAGUCUGAUGGGACAACUUGCCCCAGGAGAACAGGGGGCCCCCCACAUCACCAGGACCCGGCGUAGCGUAGAAACAGAACCACAAAACAUUGAGGAGGAGCUGUUUCUGGCUGUCGGUGGUGUUGUGAUGGACCUAAUACAGAUAUGGCCUGAAGCGGAUAGGUUUGUCCGUGGUGUCCUCAGAUCUGGCUUUGAGUCCAUGACGUUAGCAACGCUGACCCUUGAAACUGUAGAUGAAAUAGUGGCCGAUGUCCUGAAAGAUGCCGAUCAACUCAAACAAACUUAUCUGAUGUUGGUGACAAACCAGUCUGAGGCGAGCAUGUGGCUCAGUCGUGUCCUGGACAGUGCGAUGGACGUGAUAAUGAAGGUGUUGACAUCAGAGUCUGUAACAUGUGAGGAUGUGCUGGGUCGCUUCGAGUGGCUCCUGAAAACAGAGACAAUGCAGAUUAAGGUGUUGAGGUCAACGAUAUGUGGGAACGGGUCUGACCUGCAGCAGGCUUUACUGAUGGGCCUGAUGCCGUUUGUUGAAGCGGCAGAGGACUUUAACAGCACUCUAAUGGUCCCUGCAGACUACAAUGUAACACUCCCCAUGAUUCUCUCUGAGUGGCAGAAAAUGUACAACAACAGUAUGCAGUUUUUCACGCUUGUGCACAGACUGGCCGAGGAGCUGGGUGGGGCAUACUGGAUGGACUGGAUGCCUGACAACAGCACUCAUGAUGUGACGGAGACUCUUCAACAAAGUGUCUUCUAUGUCAUGAUAAAUUUGGGGCAAAAGAUUGAAAACAGUGAUCAGUGGGCUGACGUGAAGAACUACUUCCACAUCGUUAACUGGAUUUUAAACUACGCACCUGGUGUCACAACUCCCCACAACUGCUCCGUGGCCAUGAUUAGCCAAGGGAUUGAAUGUCACACAGAUUCUGAAUUCAACUGGCACCACUUUGUUACAACAAUGACUCAGACUCUGAUGUCACCAAACCCACACGUGGUGGUGAAUUCCCUUAAAGGAGCUGUAAAUCUAUUGCAGCAUGUGUACAAGGACGUUGUAAAGUCUGCCAUUGGACAUCUUUUGAAAGAAAAUAUCAAAGGCGGCGAUGCACUCUCCAGCUUCUUGACCAACCUUAUACACAACCUGCAAAGCUUUAUCAAUAAAAUCUCCAUGCUUACUGAUGAAGACAUCACCAACCCAGACACAAUACAUCCCCUUGUUGUCAACCUGUUAGAGUCCACCGGUCUGUCACCACUGCUACCUAUGUUCUCCAGCGAGGGUCAAGUCAAUGUCUCCACAGUUCUCCAUGUUGCCAUCAAGCUUAUCAAAGAAAACCAGCACAUUUUUACCUUCAAUGAGACAGACCCCACCAUGCCCCAGCUGGAGCAAUUGAUAAUGCGCUUUCUCUCGUCGGAAGGUAACCUCACUGCAUCUCUCUCUAACAUCGUGCUUACCUAUGUAGGCUACUUCAACCCUGCCGAUGUAGAACGACUCAAAGAAGCCAUCAGACCUUUCACAAACCAGACCUCAGCAGGCAUAGUCAAGGCCAUCCUUACAGCCAUGGAACUUCUGAAGACAGUAAUAGAUCCAAAUGGUGACCCAACUCAUGUCAUUCUUGAGUACAUAAGCCAGCUUCAAAACUUCAUCAUGUCUCUGUUCAGGCUGCGAAGAGAACAACAAUCCCUGUUAUCAAAUGGGGAGCUGAGUGCAGCACAAUUCACAGACCUCCACAUCGUUUCCAAGAGUUUUCUCAGCCUCCUCACCCUCGAGAACAUUCAGAAGCUGACUCAAGCUGGACCAGAUGCUGCGCAGGACAUGGUUAUACAGAAAUUUGUAGCAUUCCUACCAACUGAGAUCCAACAGGAUGCUGUUCGCUUUCUACAGGACUUCAAAGCUCUCCAGCAUCUUUUAACUAAAUGCGCAGCAGGCCACGACUGCUUGGGUGGAAUCUCAGAAAUCCUUGCGCUCCUGAAUCAAAUAAUAGACAUGGUGCUCUCAGCUGAAGAUGUCAACAUCAAAAUAAAUGUACCCAAUGCAUUGCUAAUGGAUCAGGAACACAUGGAAAUUGCACCCCUGUUCUUCUCACUCCUCCUGCCUCCACAUGAUGCUGUCUAUGUGAAAACACUGAAACAAGCCCUCAACUUCAUCAAAUUGGUCAUAGCGAUGCCAAAUGUUACCAUCUCUGAUGUUCAGACUGCUCUGCUUCAGUCAAACCUUACUCUAGAGGAGCUGAACAACCUGACAUCACUAUUCGGUGCUGCCAACAUUGCUGACCUGGAGGCAAAAAUAAUGGAUGUUAUCAACUCUCAAAAGUGUUUUGAACUCCAGCACAACCAGAUGGUGGCACCCCAGUGUGUUAUGGGAUUGGUCAAUGGGGUCACAGGUGUCCUAACACAGCUUCCUGCUCUCAAAAAUCAGACAGCCAUCCUUUCUCUCGUCCCCUUAAUUGUAAACAAUACAAUUCAUGAUAUCCUCAAAGUGAACUUCGGCUCCAAUCCCAAUGAAGCUCUCGAAUACACCCUGAACAGGAUCCUGGCCAAUGUCAAGAUGGUCCUGUUCAACACAACCGCUCUGCAUCCCGCUGAGCAACAAAUUCAACUUUACCAUAACAUCAUACAGAACUGUUUUGAACUUCAGCAAGACCAAAUGGUGACACCCCAGUGUGUCAUGGGAUUGAUCAAUGGGGUCACUGGUUUGGUAUCACUGCUGCCAAAUCUCCAAAAUGAGACAGCCAUCCUUUCCCUCAUCCCGCAAAUCGCCAAUGAAACAAUCAGGGAUGUCGCCAAAGUGAACUUCAGCUCCAAUCCUUAUGAAGCUGUCAUAUACACCCUGAACAGAACCCUGGCCAAUUUCAAGAUGACCCUCAAGCUAAACAACCAGCUCACCCCUGAAAUUGAGGCAGUAAUCAGAGCGCUGGGGGGUCUGAUUACCAACCAGAAACUACUGAACUGUUUUUCUAAUGACCCCUCAGCUGCAGACUCACUUCAUACCCAGAAAGUUUGUCUGGAGGCGGUGCACGUGUACUUGAAAACCAUGGAAAGCUCGCUCUCAGAAGUGUUCCAACCAUUCUUCAACCAGAUAUUAAUGCAAAUGGAGUUGCAGUUGGAACAGGCAGACUUUUCUUUGUUAGUGAUGAAGAGUGUUGAGCACCUGAUAAACAAUACCCAGCACCCAAUAGAUGGUGCAGGGGUGAGUCAAAUUGGCCAAACAGCAGCAAAUCUUCUCCAGCAUCUAUUUAAACUCAUAAAGAGCAACCUAGAGUUUCAGAAUAAUCUUGCAGGUAUGGAGCUGUUCAACACAACCGCUCUAGAUGAGGCUCAGCAUCAGAUUGAGCUUCAACUUGACAACAUUCAGAACUGGCUGAAGAAACCCAGCGUCUCUUUGGUCCUUUCUAGCAUGCUCCAAUGGGGGAAUAUCUCCAAUCCCUCCACCCCUGUGAAGGACCUCAACCACCUACUGCAAACAAUGGUUCACUUUCUCAAUGGUGAAGAACUGGCCUACCUCAUUGGCAACAUUACUGAGUCCCUGAGUAACGCUGUUAUGGUGGCAGAGCAACCAGGCAGUCUUGAGAGUGACGACUUCCUAGGUGCCAUCUUGAAAGCAGCUCAAAGUGCAAUGCAGAUCCUGACUGCAACCAACGGUCCUCUCCCACACUCUGUAGAGCAGAACAUCCUGGAAAUGUUGCAGUACUCACUAAAGCUCAUUCUCCAACCAGACACCAACUUCAACACCUCACGUUUAAUUUCACUCAAAAUCCUUGAGAGGGCUGAGAGCGUCAUCGAUGAAUUGUUGCCAGAUAUGUUGACUGAAUACCUGCUCCCUGGAAUCAAAGUGAUAACCACAUAUUUUGAGAGCAGCCUCACUGCCAAUGGACAAGACGGCUGGAAUCAGAUAAUUCUGAAUGAGAUGCAGACAGUCCAGAGCCUCCUGCCACCAAACAGCACAGCACAGACCUACGUUUCCAUCCUCAUUAACAUCACUCACUUCAUCCUGGAUUCUGGCAAAGGUAACAUGAGUAUCUGGUCAAUGUUGGAGAAUGCACCCGUGGAAAAUGUCCCCAUGAUCAUUGAGAAGAUGAGCAAACUCUUUCUCAGUGGUGAAGAACUGGCCUACAUCAUUGGCAACAUUACUGAGUCCCUGAGUAACGCUGUAAUGGUGGCAGAGCAACCAGGCGGUCUUGAGAGUGACGACUUCCUAGGUGCCAUCUUGAAAGCAGCUCAAAGUGCAAUGCAGAUCCUGACUGCAACCAACGGUCCUCUCCCACACUCUGUAGAGCAGAACAUCCUGGAAAUGUUGCAGUACUCACUUAAACUCAUUCUCCAACCAGACACCAACUUCAACACCUCACGUUUAAUUUCACUCAAAAUCCUUGAGAGGGCUGAGAGCGUCAUCGAUGAAUUGUUGCCAGAAAUGUUGACUGAAUACCUGCUCCCUGGAAUCAAAGUGAUAACCACAUAUUUUGAGAGCAGCCUCACUGCCAAUGGACAGGAUGGCUGGAAUCAGAUAAUUCUGAAUGAGAUGCAGACAGUCCAGAGCCUCCUGCCACCAAACAGCACAGCACAGACCUACGUUUCCAUCCUCAUUAACAUCACUCACUUCAUCCUGGAUUCUGGCAAAGGUAACAUGAGUAUCUGGUCAAUGUUGGAGAAUGCACCCGUGGAAAAUGUCCCCAUGAUCAUUGAGAAGAUGAGCCAACUCUUUCUCAGUGGUGAAGAAUUGGCCUACCUCUCCCUCAUUGGCGACAUCACCGAGUCCCUGAGUAACGCUGUAAUGGUGGCAGAGCAACCAGGCGGUCUUGAGAGUGACGACUUCCUAGAUGCCAUCUUGAAAGCAGCUCAAACUGCAAUGCAGAUCCUGACUGCAACCAACGGUCCUCUCCCACACUCUGUAGAGCAGAACAUCCUGGAAAUGUUGCAGUACUCACUUAAACUCAUUCUCCAACCAGACACCAACUUCAACACCUCACGUUUAAUUUCACUCAAAAUCCUUGAGAGGGCUGAGAGCGUCAUCGAUGAAUUGUUGCCAGAAAUGUUGACUGAAUACCUGCUCCCUGGAAUCAAAGUGAUAACCACAUACUUUGAGAGCAGCCUCACUGCCAAUGGACAGGAUGGCUGGAAUCAGAUAAUUCUGAAUGAGAUGCAGACAGUCCAGAGCCUCCUGCCACCAAACAGCACAGCACAGACCUACGUUUCCAUCCUCAUUAACAUCACUCACUUCAUCCUGGAUUCUGGCAAAGGUAACAUGAGUAUCUGGUCAAUGUUUGAGAAUGCAUCCGUGGAAAAUGUCCCCAUGAUCAUUGGGAAGAUGAGCAAACUCUUCAGCAUGCUUUGGCCACUCAUCAUGGGAGGCCCAGGCUCACAAACAGGCCCUCUGUCAAUUCAAGGCUUUGCUCAUCUUGCUGCAGUCUUGGAGGAGGUGCUGACUGGGAUGGCAGACCAAUCCACAUGGGACAAGCUUGAAGAGAUAAUAGAAUCCCUGCUCUCAAUCCUCAAAGAAACAGAGCUAUGGGAAAGUGUCCCAUCUGUUAUCCCCCUGUUUGAGAAAAUCGUAGGAAGUUUAGUAAACAACAUGCAAGCAGAGAACGCCUUGAUACUAAACCUUCAAAUGCCUGUGAUGACCCUGAUGAAUGAAUUUGCACGCUCUGUCAACAGCAGUCAUGUUAACCUCACUGAGGUCUCGGAAAGAAUGCAGGAUGCCAUUGAACACACAGUGCAGGCAGCUCAGCAGGCUAAUGGCUCACUAGAGUGCAGUGACGUUCUAAAUAUAUGGGAUCCUGUAAGAGAGGCGGCAGGGUUAAACCACUCUACCAUCGCUUUCUGGUGCAACACCAACCUGCAGUCUGUUUUGGAGGCCUAUAAUGAAGCCCAGAUUGUCUACAGCCACCUGAAUAUGAGUCACAUGGGUGUGGGACCAAUGAUGGCGAAUGCCACAGCUGCCAGGAUUGUCAGGACCUUACAGUCUUACUACCAAGUCAGCAUAAACCGCACCGUUGUGGCAGAGGAGCUGAUCAUGACUUUCUCAAGCAAGCUCUCUAUGCUGACAGGACAGCCUUUGAGCCCUGAGGCACAGCAGCGCUGGAACAUGCAGCUCCUGGAAGUGCAGCUGCUGAACAGCUUGUCUUCACUCAAAAUGCUCACAGACCAGCUGCUCACCGUGUCUCCAUACCUUCAGCCUUACGUUGAAGCUGUGGAGAAAGCACUCCAUCACCUCGUGGUCAACUUCCAUCAAAUUCAAGAAGAGAGCUCAUCCGAGGACAUCUUCGAUGAAGCGGUCAUGAUCUUCCUACACCAUGCAAACAUCACAUCAGACUUUUCUGAUCUUGACAAAGACUCUCUGACCUACAUGAUGAAGCAAGCUGUCAAAGUUCUGAUGGAGCUGUUUGAGGAUGUGCCCAUGGUUUACCAAGGCUUGGAGCAAUUUCUGGAUGACACAAGUAUGGUGUUGGAGAAGGUGGCUGAGUUGGUUGCAGGGUUGUUCUCUGCUGAAACGCUUGGUGGGUAUCUGGUGGUAGAAGUUCCGCCCAAAAUCUACCACAUCGUCAGGCUUCUUGUGUCUUCUCUGACUAAUAUGGGUAUGGACAUGCCAGCAAACAUGGGGCUGUUUGAAGAGCUCGCUGACAACAUUGUAGAAAUGGUGAGACAGUUGGUGAAGGCCAGUGUUUUUUCUGCUCCGGUGGACUACCAUCAUGGCAUGUAUAUGCAGGACAUGACAGGCCGUAACCAUUCAACAGGGAUCCGACGCAAACGUGAGGCCCCGUUGAUGCCCAUGAGGAGCCCCAUUGAUGACUUCAUCGAUCUGUUCAACAUUGACUACCAUACCAUGUUCAAAGCCAUGUCUAUCGCCCCGACCUCAGAAGAAAUGAUGGAAACAGCCCACAUGUUUUUUGCAAAUCCUGAUCUUGACAUUGUGAUGAAGGGAGUGACAAGAGACAUGCCAUGGUACUUGAAUGCCUCUCGGGAAGACACCAUAGAUGCUGCUACGGGGAUGCUCUCCUUCUUCACUCUCCAUAAUGUGUUUGAAAGGUCAUCCAUGGAACUCCUGCUGGAGGCUGCAGAAAUGCUUCCCGAUGGUUUUCCAUUUGCCUCAGAGCUUCAGAAUGUCAGCAGAGCAUUUGCCCAAGAAAAGCAAAAGAACCUGCAGCUUAUGGCAGAGACCUUCCACACAGCUGCUGAGCUCCUCCACAUCAGCCUGACAGACCCCAGAUUCAUGGAGCAACUAGGCCACCUGAAGUCCCAGGUUUGCAAUGUAGAGAAAACAGAGUCUGUGCGUGUGCUGGUGAGGACUAUUGGCUUUGAGCCUGACGUGCUGUGUGACACCUUGAUGCCGGCCCUGCAGUUCCUGGUUAAGAGUAUCACAAUGAACAUGACCACUGUGAUCGAUGCAGUGUUCGAGACCUUCAUCGGAGAUCCAAGUACCUAUGAUGUCAACUCCAACUGGACCUCUGUGCUGAGCGAAGGUUUGAGCUUUAACAUCAGCGGUCUGAGCUCUCUCAACAUUAACAUCACUUCUCCAGGAGUGGUGACAAUUGGUGAGAUACUGAGGAAUACAACAGCCUUUGUUGAGGAUGUGCAAAGACACAUGGAUUUUGAUCCCACUGCUCUCGCGAUCCUGUUGGAAACAACUCUACCAAAUAACAACUUAGUGAUCCUCUCCUGGUUGGUCAACAUGCGUCACUGUGACUCCAUAUCAACAGUGGACAUGGACCAGGCAGAUAAGACCAUCUUAAAGAUCUUCUGCUCCAUGUCUCCUCAAGGCUGGUACAGCUUUUCACUUCUGAUAACUCGCCAUCUGAACGUGGAGAAACUCAUCUACAGAAUGGUGUUGUCUGAAGAAAUGCAGAGCUUUGUGGAAGUGAUGCUUCAGAUGGCUGAAGUCCUAAUCAACAUGUUGGACAAGAUUGUUCCUGCUGUUCAUCAGAUACAAAGCUACGUGUCCUCUAUGGAAGAUCUCGACUCAAUGGCAAACAGCAAAAUUCACCACAAGACAAGAGUGCAAAGGUCCACCGACGUACCCAAAUCUUCAUUUGUCACCCUGUCUCGGGCGCUGUGUAGUAACGGCAUCAUCGCUCUGUUUGGAAUCUCCAAACUCCCUCUGUCUUCAGACGACUCAGACCCGUCCUCUCAGGAUGACCCAAAGAGAGAGGAGAUGAUUGAGAGGUUCAAACUUCCAAGAAAUGCCUCUCCGUUCUGUAUGAACAUGUAUCUUGACAUGGUGAAUACCACCGGAGGGGCCAUCGCCUGGGCCUUCCUCAAACCGAUGCUGAUGGGAAAAAUUCUGUUCACGCCCGACACACCUGUUACACGGGAAAUCAUGCAGAAGUCCAACGCCACCUUGCACGAGCUCGCAAACCUGAGGAAGCACUCCAGGGAAUGGAUCGAAUCCUCCGGCUACGUCUUAAAGGCUGCAGAAAUACUCAGCCACACUUUGCCGAUGCUGCAGAAUUCCCUGGGCAAUUCCUUUGUGAAGAAUUUCAUUGAGAUGCAGACAGACAUCAAUGUCGGAACAAUGAAGGAGACGCUCAGCAACUUCUCUAACAUGACUGUGAUGCUGGAGAAGAACAAAUCCAUGCUGGAUCAGAUCACAACCUUGUCCACCCUCAUGAUGAGCCUCUCCUCCUGUGUUAAAUUUGACCGCUACCUUGGCUACGACUCAGUGGAGCAGCUCGAUGCGGAUGCUGAGGACCUCGCCAAAAACAGGGAUCUCUAUGCAAGUGUCAUCUUCAAGCUUCCCAAAGACAGCUCAUCCAGGAAGCGCAGAGCUGCCCCCUUCACAUCCUCCCUUCCUCCCAAAGUCAGCUACACCAUCCGCAUGCAUAUGGACAAUGUCAUGCGUACCGACAGGGUUCGGGACCCCUACUUCACGAAGGACACGCACAUCUCAGCGAGUCACACUCUGCGUUACAACCGUGGCUUCGUCUACCUGCAGGAGACCAUAGAUCGAGCCAUCAUCGCCACCCAGACCGGGCAGACAGUGACCGAACCAGCUGUCCAGCUGCAGCCCUUCCCGUAUCCCUGCCACCACCGGGACGAGUACCUGGAGGCCAUCUCUUUUGUCUUCCCGCUGAUGCUGAUGUUAGCCUGGGUGCUGUUUGUGGCAGAUUUUGUGAAGAAGCUGGUGCAUGAGAGAGAGCUGAGGCUGCAUGAGUACAUGAAAAUGAUGGGAGUCAACCCGCUCAGUCACUUUUUCGCCUGGUUCCUGCACUGUGCCACCUACCUGGUGUUGACCAUCUCCAUCCUCACACUGGUGCUCAAGUACGGCAGCAUCCUGCCCCACAGCAACGGUUUCAUCCUGUUCUUGUACCUCUGCGACUACGGCUUGAGCAUCCUGGCUUUCAGUUACCUCAUCAGCUCCUUUUUCGACAAAACCUUCAUCGCCGGCUUGAGCGGCAGUCUCCUUUACAUCCUCUGUUUCUUCCCCUUCAUCGUGGUCAUGGCCGUGGAGAGGACUCUGACUUUCACACAGAAGAGCCUCCUGAGUUUGUUUUCACCGACCUGUUUCAGCUACGCCAGUCAGUACAUCUCUCGCUACGAAUCCCAAGGACAAGGGAUUCAGUGGAGCAACUCAUACACAUCCCCCUUGGCUGGAGACACCGCUUCGUUCGGUUGGCUGUGCUGGCUGAUGCUCAUCGACGCCAUCCUCUACUUCAUCAUUGGAGCUUACAUUCGCAUGGUCUUCCCAGGAAAGUAUGGCAUCCCUGCCCCAUGGUACUUCCCCUUCAAAGCCUCUUUCUGGGCCGACCUGUGCUGCUGUGUUAAGUCAAACAAUAAGUCGAGCAGGGGACUCCUCUUCACCAACAUCAUGCAGGAAAACCAGCCUGUUUUCUUUGACGACAAGGGAAAAGGCCAGAGCACACUGUCUUCUCAGGCCAGCGAAGAUUACUCACAUCUCCCAGUGGGUGUUGCCCUCCAUGGUCUCAGCAAGAUGUACGGCGACCGAGUAGCUAUUCAAAACCUUAAUGUUUCCUUCUACGAGAGCCACGUCACCUCCCUGCUUGGUCACAAUGGAGCCGGCAAGACCACCACCAUGUCUCUCCUCACUGGCCUCUUCGCUCCAUCUUCGGGCACCAUUGAGGUGUACGGCAGAGACAUGCAGACCCACAUCGACGACGUCCGCAAAGAGCUAGGAGUGUGCAUGCAAUACGAUGUCCUCUUCGACCACAUGACCACCAAGGAGCACCUGCUGCUGUACGGCCAGAUCAAAGCCCCACACUGGUCACAAAGGGAGCUGCGUGAACAAGUCCGCACGAUCCUGGAGGAGACAGGAAUGUACGCUCACAGACACAAGCGGGUGGGCACCCUGUCGGGCGGCAUGAAGCGCAAGCUGUCAAUCUCCAUCGCCUUCAUAGGGGGCUCCCGCUUGGUGGUGCUGGAUGAACCCACCACAGGAGUCGAUCCCUGCUCCAGGCGCGCCAUCUGGGACAUUGUUAUCCAGCACAAAAAACAACGCACCAUCAUCAUGUCCACGCACCACCUGGAUGAGGCCGAAGUUCUGAGCGACCGCAUCACCUUCCUGGAGAAGGGAGGAUUAAAGUGCUGUGGAUCACCCUUCCACCUGAAAGACAAGCUGGGUCAAGGCUACAAACUCACUCUCACUAAGAAGAUGAUGAAACUGGAGACAGAGCGGAUUGACAACGCUGAACUGAAAGCCUUCAUCCAAGCUCAUGUACCUGAAGCCCGACUUAAGGAAGCCCAGGGGGGUGACCUGGUCUACUCGCUGCCUCCCUUCACCUCAUCCAACGCCUCUUCAUACCGCUCCCUCUUGACCGCGCUGGACUCAAACCUGGACGCCCUGCAACUCGGAGGAUAUGGCGUGUCUGACACCACCUUGGAGGAGGUGUUCCUCCAGUUAGCUCAUGAAGACACUGAGCUUGGGCCUGAGGACAUCCUCCCGUCUAUCUCAGAGACAGUUUCUGACACCGGAUCCAUCAACAGCUUCCCGUCAGACCUCGACGGAAGCAUCCCUGACUUUAGCGAUAGCAUCAAGCUGACCGGUUCAACCACAGUGAGCGGCAUGAUGCUGGCCUGGCAGCAGUUUGUAGCCAUACUAACUAAGAGGUUCCAUCACAGUCGCAGGGACUGGAAAGGCCUGAUUGCUCAGAUCCUGCUCCCUGUCUUGUUCAUGGUGUUUGCUAUGGGUCUGGGCUCCAUCAAGAGUGACCUGAAGCACUAUCCUGAGCUCGAGCUCAGCCCGGCGCUUUACAAAUCAGGACAGAGCUACUCCUUCUUCAGUAACUCAAAUCCCAACUCAGAGAAGCUGUCGGACGCCAUGAUGUCAUUCCCUGGAAUCGAUAACACCUGCCUCAACAAGCCCAAUAACCCGGUCUGCUCAAGAAGUGAAAGUCUCUGGAAAUCCAGUGGGAACAGCUCCAAACCAUUUAGUGGCUGUAAAUGCACCCGCAAGGAACAGAUUUGUGAAACUGACAGCUACCAGCCCCCCCACAAAAACGUCCCUUCAUCUCAGACUGUGUAUAACCUCAAUUGCAUCAAUGUGGAAAAAUACCUGGUGUCCACAGCAAACGACUUCAUCAGGAACAGGUAUGGCGGUUUUGCUUUCGGCAUGCCGCUCCCUCCCGACUUGAAGAUGGAUAUAAAAGCUGUACCAAAAAACCGCACUCUGUCUAAGGUCUGGUUCAACCCUGAGGGCCACCACACAAUGCCAGCAUACUUGAACAGCAUCAACAACUUCAUCCUACGCUCCAAUCUCCCAGCAGACAAGGAUCCACGUAAAUAUGCCAUUUCGGUCUCCAGUCACCCCUAUUUUGGCCGGGCGGAUGAUGAAGAUGCAAUUGUCCAGGGAAUGCUUCAGAUCCUGGUGGCCAUGUGCGUGUUGACUGGUUAUUCCAUCACCACAGCCAGCUUUGCGAUCUAUGUCGUCAACGAGCACCACAGUGGCUUAAAGAGACUCCAGCACAUCGCCGGCAUCAGUGAACACUUCUACUGGGCUGUCAACUUCUUCUAUGACAUGGUUAUGUAUCUGAUCCCAGUGACCAUGACUAUUUGCGUGAUCGCAGCCUUCCAGAUCCCAGCCUUCACAGAUCGACAAAACUUAGGUGCUGUCACUCUGCUUCUGGUGCUCUUUGGGUUUGCCACCUUCCCCUGGAUGUAUCUGCUAUCUGGCAUCUUCAAGGACGGAGAGAUGGCCUUCAUCAUCUAUGUGUGCAUCAACCUCUUCAUCAGUAUCAACACCAUCAUGUCCACCUCCAUCCUCUACUUCCUGAGUCAAAUUUCAUCAAUGAAGCCUGAGAUCAUCAAGGUCAUCUUCAACCGGAUGUGCAACGCCUUCCUCAUCUUCCCCCAGUUCAACUUUGGCCACGGGAUGAUGCAGCUGGCAAGGAAGAACAUCGAGGUGCAGAUCCUCAGCGGCUACGGCAUCGACACCUAUCAGAACCCAUUCUCCACAGACGCGCUGGGCUGGCUCUUCAUCUCUUCUUUCAUCCAAGGCGUGGUCUUCUUCAGCCUGCGGCUUCUGAUCAACAAGUUUGUCACACGCAAAGUCAGACACCUCAUUUGUGGCAGAAAGACAGUGCCCAAUGUGGUUAAUCCAAACGAGGAUGAGGAUGUGGCAACAGAGCACCUUCGGGUGUCCAGUGGAGCAGCCGGCUCAGACAUCCUGCAGGUCAACCAGCUCACUAAGAUCUAUCAGAACCUCAGCAAGAAGGUCCAUGCUGUCAAGAGGGUGUCCGUGGGCAUCCCUGCCGGAGAGUGCUUUGGUUUGCUGGGAGUGAAUGGAGCAGGAAAGACCACCACCUUCAAGAUGCUGACUGGAGAUAUCAGCCCAUCUGAUGGCACAGCACAGAUCAGGGACCGUAGCGGGCGUUUGAUAGACAUCAUGGAGUGCCGCAACCAGGGAAUUAACAUUGGCUACUGUCCCCAGGUAGACGCUUUGGACAACCUGCUCACCGGAGAGGAGCAUUUGUACUUCUACGCGCGCAUCCGAGGCAUCUCAAAGAGGGAGAUAGAUGGGGUGGUGAGAUAUCUGCUGAAGAGGCUGGAGCUGAACUACCACAGGAACAUCACCACGGAAGGUUACAGCUGUGGAACCCGCAGGAAGCUCUCCACAGCGCUGGCUCUCAUCGGGCAGCCGCAAAUCCUGCUCCUGGACGAGCCAAGCUCUGGCAUGGACCCACGCACCAAACGCCACCUGUGGAAGAUCAUCUCUGAUGAAGUGAAAGGGAAAUGCGCCGUGGUCCUCACCUCCCACAGCAUGGAGGAGUGUGAGGCACUGUGCAGCCGUCUUGCCAUCAUGGUGAAAGGUCAGUUCCGUUGCCUGGGCUCCCUGCAGCACAUUAAGAACAGGUUCGGCAGUGGGUUCACUGUGAAGAUGUACUUGGCUGAGGCCUCCUGUGAUGCAGAGGCAAUCACUGACUUCAUGCAGCGCAGAUUCCCCAGCACUUAUCUCAAGGACCAGCACUCCAGUAUGGUGGAAUAUCACGUCCCAGUCGCUCCAGGAGGGGUGGCUGACAUCUUUGACCAGCUGGAGUCCAACAAGAAUGCUCUGCGGAUCAAACACUUCUCUGUGAGCCAGACCACACUGGAUGAGGUCUUCAUCAACUUUGCAUUGGAAAAGAAUGACAUGGAAAGCAUACCAAUUGAUGACCCUGAUGUUGACAGCCUGGGCUCCUUCAACACUGUUGAAACAUAAGGCUGACUGCCAUCUUUUCUUUGUCAUUUUCUCUAUGUCCACUGUGAAAUGAAACACAGUAUCUGUUUAUUACUGUCUGCCCUCAGUUUGCCCUUGAUAUGUGAAAAACAAGAGUUUAAACUAUUCAUGUUUUUAAAAAGUAUUGGUUAUUUCUUGAAAAUAUUCUAACUGAUUACAUGAAGGAUGACUUAGCAAAAGAACAAACACUCAUUUGCAUGAAUGCAAAAAUAGAAAAAGAUGAUGAAUUGAAGCAUUAUAUUUAGAGACAUUAUCCAUUAUUGCAGGUCACACACCUGUUUACCUUUUAUUCCAUAGGUCUUGUUAUUUAUGAAGGAUGAAAUGCAAUGUGAAGGCUAUUCAUUUUUCUAUGUGGCUUGGGCACUGUUCACUGUGGGAAUAUGAUCAUAGCUAAUCAAAACACCAUAUUUUUUACUUUGAAUAUUUUUCAUUCGACCUUGAUGUUUUAUGAUAAUAACAAUAAGGCACUAACAUGCCGAAUUGAAGGCGUAUCUAAAGGAUUUUUUUUAAUUCUAAGGUACCUGUAAAUGUCCUCCCUAGAUGAUACUGGAAAGAAGAAUAUAAUCAUACACUGAAGAAUAUCCUCACUAUGCACUUUCUCCCAACUCAUUAACACGUGCUCUAAGGGCAAACCUUACAUUUAGAUCGAACUGAAUAUUUAAUGGACUCUUUCCUGCUUUUGGACCCUUCUAAAAUGGCCUUGAAUGUAUCAAGCCUUUUUUUUUAUUAUUAUUCUAAUAAAGCUAUUUUUCAGAUGCAA
Notolabrus celidotus (New Zealand spotty) is the source of this 16163-nucleotide messenger RNA. RefSeq names its product ATP-binding cassette, sub-family A (ABC1), member 12 (gene abca12). Gene Ontology annotation, molecular function: ATP hydrolysis activity; ATP binding; ABC-type transporter activity. Lineage: Eukaryota; Metazoa; Chordata; Actinopteri; Labriformes; Labridae. Gene Ontology annotation, cellular component: membrane; intracellular membrane-bounded organelle. The transcript has 77 exons. The record is from RefSeq and is a predicted model, not a curated record. Gene Ontology annotation, biological process: lipid transport; transmembrane transport. Bases 470 to 15385 code for a protein of 4971 amino acids.